Mobula hypostoma (lesser devil ray) is the source of this 1786-nucleotide messenger RNA. RefSeq names its product solute carrier family 17 member 8 (gene slc17a8). Gene Ontology annotation, cellular component: excitatory synapse; synaptic vesicle membrane. Bases 1 to 1764 code for a protein of 587 amino acids. Lineage: Eukaryota; Metazoa; Chordata; Chondrichthyes; Myliobatiformes; Myliobatidae. Gene Ontology annotation, biological process: transmembrane transport; neurotransmitter loading into synaptic vesicle; synaptic transmission, glutamatergic. The transcript has 12 exons. The record is from RefSeq and is a predicted model, not a curated record. Gene Ontology annotation, molecular function: L-glutamate transmembrane transporter activity; neurotransmitter transmembrane transporter activity.
AUGUCGUUCGAUGGAUUUGCAACUCUCAAGGAGAAAGUCAAGUACACGGUGGGAGAUUCCUUGGGCCAUCUCCGAAGGGUCGUAGACGGCACCAACGUGGAGGAGGAGGAGGAGAUGGAGCUGAACGAGGACGGUCAGCCGGUGAAGGCGGGUGCAUUGAAGCGUCAGCCACUGUGUGAUUGCGAUUGCUUUGGAAUGCCCAAGCGUUACAUCAUUGCCAUCAUGAGCGGGCUGGGUUUCUGCAUCUCCUUCGGCAUCAGAUGCAACCUGGGUGUGGCGAUCGUGGAAAUGGUCAACAACAACACCGUCUACAUGAACGGCAAAGCAGAGAUCGAGAAACCUCAGUUCAACUGGAACCCAGAGAUUGUGGGUCUAAUUCACGGCUCCUUCUUCUGGGGUUACAUCGUAACUCAGAUCCCCGGUGGAUUCAUCGCCAACAGCUUCGCCGCAAACAGGGUGUUUGGAAUCGCAAUAUUUUUGACCUCAACACUCAACAUGCUCAUCCCAUCAGCAGCCCGGACCCACUUUGGCUGUGUUCUCUUUGUCAGAAUCCUUCAAGGACUGGUUGAGGGAGUUACCUACCCAGCAUGUCAUGGACUGUGGAGCAUGUGGGCCCCGCCUUUGGAGAGAAGCCGGCUGGCCACCAUCUCUUUCUGUGGAUCCUACGCGGGGGCUGUCGUGGCAAUGCCUCUGGCUGGGUUGCUGGUCCAAUACAAAGGCUGGUCUUCUGUUUUCUAUGUUUACGGUAUGUUUGGGAUGAUCUGGUACAUAUUUUGGCUGCUCCUCGCCUACCAGAGUCCGGCAAAGCAUCCGACUAUAACCAGUGAAGAGAGAACAUACAUUGAGAGCAGUAUUGGGGAGAGGGCGUCUCUCAUCAAUACCAGCCAGAAGUUCAGGACACCGUGGCUGAACUUCUUCACCUCCAUGCCAGUGUACGCUAUCAUCGUGGCCAAUUUCUGCCGCAGUUGGACCUUCUACCUGUUGCUCAUCAGCCAGCCUGCCUACUUUGAGGAAGUCUUCGGCUUUCCCAUCAGCAAGGUGGGAAUGCUGUCAGCAGUGCCGCACAUGGUGAUGACCAUUGUUGUUCCGAUCGGAGGGCAGAUCGCUGACUUCCUGAGGAGCCGGAACAUCUUGUCCACAACGUCCGUCCGGAAGAUCAUGAAUUGUGGAGGUUUUGGCAUGGAAGCCACCCUACUACUGAUUGUCGGUUACUCCCAAACCAGAGAGGUUGCAAUUUCGUUCCUGGUGCUUGCUGUUGGAUUCAGUGGAUUUGCAAUUUCAGGAUUCAACGUAAACCACCUGGACAUUGCUCCUCGCUAUGCCAGCAUUCUAAUGGGAAUAUCAAACGGCGUGGGAACCCUGUCAGGAAUGAUCUGCCCGCUGAUUGUUGGAGCAAUGACAAUACACAAGACUCGGCAGGAGUGGCAGAACGUAUUUCUGAUUGCCUCAGUCGUCCAUUUCAGCGGCGUGAUCUUCUACGGGGUCUUUGCCUCGGGGGAGAAGCAGGAUUGGGCAGACCCUGAAGAGACGCAGGAGGACAAGUGUGGGAUUAUAGAUCAGGACGAGCUGGCAGAGGAGACGGAACUCAAUGACAGCACCUUCAUUGGCGCAAAGAAGAAGACCUCUUACGGCGCGACCAGCCAAGUCAACGGCUCCCGGAGGGAGGACUGGAGGAGGAAGCGGGCUGGAGCACAGGAGGAGCCCGAGGAGGAACCCAGCAGCUACCACCGUGAGAAUGGCAACUCUCGACACGUGCCACAGUGAGAUCAUGGAAGCUGCUUGCACU